ACGUAUUUGCUCCCGGACUCUGACACCCAUGACACAACAAUUCGACAAGAAACAACAACAAAAAAACAACACAUCUCCCCCGCUUUGGGUCGGGAAACGACACAUGAGCCAAAAUGUCUCGACACAGAAACGUCCGAGGCUACAACUACGACGAAGAUUUUGAAGAUGAUGACAUGUAUGGACAAUCUGUAGAGGAUGACUACUGUAUAUCACCAGCAACAGCAAAUCAGUUCAUCUACUCUCGUCGAGAGAAACAAGUGCCGAAGGAAGAGACGCUUGAAGAGGAGGAAUACGAAGAAAAGGAUGCACCCAUGUCCCCGACCAUCAGCCAUAACCUUGACCCGCUUGAGCAAGCCAAGCUCUACUCAUGCCUGGACCACAUGAGGGCUGUGCUGAGUGACUCGAUGCCAGACUCCGUGUUGAACCAGGCAGCCAUAAGAUGUGGAUUCGAUGCACAGAGGGCGCUUGAUGCGGUUUUGUCCGAAGAACCCAUAAUGGCCCACAUCCCCAACACCACAGCUGACGUUCCGCCGGCUGUCCAGAAAUUGAGUGAGGAGAAAGCGCCUUUACCUCAAAGAAGCAAGCAGGCGGCCGUGAUUGAGAAAGCUAAAAGCAGAGGCAUCUCUCAAAAUAAACUGGACUGUGAAGUCGUACCCAAAGUGGCCCGUAUGACCGUCUCUGGGAAGAAGCAGACCAUGGGCUUUGAUGUCCCCAGCAGUGGGGAUAACAGCGUCAUCGCUGCCAUGGCACAACGAGGCAGCAGCCCCGAAAACUCUACGGUAACAUCCGCUGCCGGCGAGGCCACCCCCAAACGACCCGAGACGCCGUCUAGAGUGUCGAACGAGGACGAGCUCCCCAGUGUUCCCACUCCCGGACGCUCUGCCGGAAGGGCCCGGCAGGCGAUUGACAUAAAGGCUGAACUGGAAAAGAGACAAGGAGGCAAACCUCUUUUGAAUUUAGUGGUUAUAGGUCAUGUCGACGCAGGGAAGAGCACACUCAUGGGCCACCUGCUCUAUCUGCUGGGCAACGUCAACAAGCGCACCAUGCACAAGUACGAAACCGAGUCCAAGAAGGCGGGCAAGGCGUCGUUCGCCUAUGCCUGGGUGCUGGAUGAAACUGGCGAGGAGCGGGACAGAGGCGUGACAAUGGAUGUCGGCAUGACCAAGUUUGAGACGAAGUCAAAGGUGGUGACGCUGAUGGACGCCCCCGGACACAAAGACUUCAUCCCCAACAUGAUCACAGGAGCUGCCCAGGCGGAUGUGGCCGUGCUAGUGGUAGAUGCCAGCCGAGGAGAGUUCGAGGCAGGCUUCGAGGCUGGUGGCCAGACCAGGGAGCACGGCCUGUUGGUGCGCUCGCUCGGUGUCACUCAGCUGGCAGUGGCGGUCAACAAGAUGGACCAGGUUAAUUGGCAACAGGAACGCUUCCAGGAAAUCACGUCCAAACUCGGCCACUUUCUCAAGCAGGCAGGCUUCAAGGAGUCGGAUGUUUUCUACAUCCCCACCAGCGGCUUAUCGGGAGAGAACCUCAGCGCCAGAAGUUUGGUUUCCGAGCUCACAACUUGGUACUCUGGUCUCAGCCUGCUGGAACAGAUUGAUGCCUUCAGGCCUCCUCAACGCUCUGUGGACAAACCUUUUCGACUGUGCGUGUCUGACGUCUUUAAAGACCAGGGCUCGGGCUUCUGCAUCACAGGCAAGAUUGAGGCUGGUUAUAUUCAGACCGGAGAGAAACUGCUGGCCAUGCCCCCCAAUGAGACUUGUCUAGUCAAAGGAAUCACUCUGCACGAUGCCCCUUUGGACUGGGCGGCAGCCGGAGACCAUGUCAGCUUGACGGUAACUGGCAUGGACAUCAUCAAGAUCAAUGUGGGGUGUGUGUUCUGCAAUCCCAAAGAGCCCAUCAGAGUUUGCACCCGAUUCAGAGCACGACUAUUACUCUUCAAUUUUGAGGUUCCCAUCACAAAAGGAUUCCCAGUAUUGUUGCAUUACGGUACAGUGAGCGAGCCAGCCACAAUUACUAAACUUCUAAGUCUUUUGCACAAGAGCACCGGCGAGGUCCUCAAGAAGAAACCAAAGUGUUUGGGCAAAGGCAUGAACGCCAUCGUGGAGAUUCAGACGCAGAGGCCUGUCGCGUUGGAACUGUACAAAGACUUCAAGGAGCUGGGUCGCUUCAUGCUGCGCUAUGUGGGCUCCACCAUCGCUGCAGGCGUUGUCACAGAAAUCAAAGAAUGAAGGCCGCUUCCAAUCCGCGCCAUCCUUGGAGACCACACGUGAGCGUGACAUCUCUCCCUCCAUCCCUGCGUCCUCCCCCGACCGGCCUGAUCAACUCAUUAACAAAUCACACGGUUGCAGGCCUGAACAAGUUCGCGGCGCACACUACUGUAAAGCAGCAAUGACCAGUUUCCACCGAAAAGACUUGUUGUCCAUGCUUUAGUCAGACAUGCAGUGGUUAAUGACACUGUAUUUUCCUCUGAUUGGUGGUUUGUUAAAAUACUGAAUUGUAACAAAUUUAACCAGUGCAGGUUGUGCAGCUGUGCUGGUGAAGUCCCAGCAGAACAAACCAACACCGUGGCUUAUUUAUAUUGUUUUGGGACUGAAAUGACAAACUUUUGAAUUUGAGUCAGCAGGCUUGACACAAGCUGAUUAUGGGAGGAAAUGUUUGUUCGUGUUGUAUAACACGCGUUGUGUUGCAUCUGGAGUAAUGCGGAUCCACAGACUUUUAAAGAAUGAUGGGAUGAAGAUAAAAAAAAAAUGCUCACCAAAUCGG
Messenger RNA from Phycodurus eques (leafy seadragon), 2760 nucleotides. It is a transcript of the gene hbs1l, whose product is annotated as HBS1-like translational GTPase. Gene Ontology annotation, biological process: translation. The transcript is spliced from 18 exons. The record is from RefSeq and is a predicted model, not a curated record. Gene Ontology annotation, molecular function: GTP binding; GTPase activity. The coding region runs from base 114 to 2225 and encodes 703 amino acids. NCBI's taxonomy places the organism in Eukaryota, Metazoa, Chordata, Actinopteri, Syngnathiformes, Syngnathidae.